AUGUGCCAGACCUCAUUUAACGAAGAAACCUUGCCAGCCACCCAGCAAGGCGGCCACAGUGGCCGUAAGCCGUCAUCAUCAUCACUCAACCUCAAUCAGGACACGGCGGCGGGGUGUGUAGUGGCUCGCCGCCGCCGGUUGCAGAGUCACGUCGAUGUGAACAACUGGACAAAGACUCGACAGGAGGAAGAAGAAGAGAAGGGUUUUGGACCAACCAGAACGACAGGCCAGCUUCGUCGUCCUCUGGUGCCCAAGCGACCGUCACCGCCAGAGCGCGUGCCCAACCCCCAGCCCGACAAGGCAGAGGCAGUGGUAGCGACAGCCCAGGCCACCACGCGCACAAGUCUCCGGGAGACCCAGAGGUGCCAACCGCAUCCGGCGUCGCAGCAGGGCUCAGGCCAGGGCCAGGGCUGGGGCCAGGAUCUGGACGAGAGCCAGAAUCAGAAUCAGAAUCAGGGCACCCACGCGCGAGGCCAGCAACUCCAGGUGCAGAUCCCGCAGCUUGACGUUGGGCUCGGUCAGGGAGAAGGACAAGCCUACUACGCCACACCAACCAUCUCAGCCCAGCCAUCGUCAGAGGAGAUAUCAUACACUUCUCCCUUUCACCAGCAGCAAGCAGCUGACGCCAGCAACCUGUACUAUCUCGCCCUGCUGCAGAACCAGAACCAGCUUCACCAGGAGCAGAAUUAUCAACUCGACAACCUCGGAUACCAGAGCCUCGACUAUCACGCCUCCUGCUGGUCGCCACCACCUCUUCCUCCAGCAUCAGCACCUCCUCCGGCAUCUCCACCGAGGCCACCACCCAGACGGCGCUUCCAGCCAACUGCGUCUCGCCGUCAGCAGAGCCUGUCCCACUGCCGGUCCAGCUCAAGCUCUAGUAGGCGUCUGCUGGCCUCUCGGUCUCCUGCAAGUCAGUCUGCGUCUGCCACUGGGAAGACCCCUCGCCAGCGGCUAGACCCACUACCACCACAGAAUCAGAGCCAGCAGCAGGCGUCCACGUCCACUCCUACGCCCACCGCCCACCACCGCCAUUCGCCUUUUCUUCCCCCUCCUCCACCUCAACCUCUUCCCUCUGCUCCCUCUUCUCUUUCUGCCUGUUCUGCCUCCCAGCAACAACCCACCUCAUCCCCCGUCUCUUCUCCCGUCCCCGUUCCGGCCUUUUCUUCCUCCUCUUCUUCCUCGUCCACGUCCAUCUCCGUCCCCUCAUCGUCGUCUCGUCGUCAAACCCCUCACUCGGUCGACUCAUCCAUAUCCCCUCAGAUCACAAUGUCGAGAGCAUCCCGGAACCAACACGCCCCCACCGGUGCUGGUGGACGACAGAACGAAUACUUUGUCCCUCGCGAUGGCAUCGAUCGUGAGGUUAUCUCUGCCGACAUCUGCCGCUACCUUGGUAACGACGCCCUCGUGCGUCCUGGCCACUACGAGAACCCACAGACCGGCCAAGUAGUCCAGGGCUACUACAUCACCGCCUACAGGAACUUGACAACAGCCAUGAUUGAAGAUCUCAAGGCAGACUCGGCUCGUUGGGAUAGUGAAAGGCGGGCGCAGACCUCGCGCAACACCUCCGGAGUGCAAUACCGCCAUUCCGAGACGCAUCAGUCGCGCCAGCACCACGGCCCGACCGAGGGUCCCUACCAGACCGACCCCUACGCCCGUGACUCAGGCUUUGACAACCCCAGGUACCCAGGAACGGGCGCUCCCGGUUAUACUGGCGCCGCCGGCUCUUACACGCAGGCCUAUGGCUCCACAAGUAGUGGUGCGUAUGCCGGCUAUCCUACGACCCAGCAGUCUCCCCCUCCGGCGGACACGCGAUACGGCUCUACUCCUGCCAGCGGCUCCGUCUUGAACCAGGCCUACCAGGCGGCCCAGGAUAGCUACAUGACCAUGGGCGCAAACCGCAACCAGAGGGGAUACGCCGGUGACCCGUAUGCUAACCAGAUGGCCACCUCAGCCGCCGCUGCCCAGCAGGCUGUCUAUGCCACUGCGGCACCCACGCAAGCGGGCUAUCCCGCCUCUGCUGCUCCUUACCCAUAUUCAGGUCAGGUUCCUCCUGCGGGUGCGUCGUCGUACGCGACGAUGCAGCCCCAGGAUCCCUUCUACGGUCGUGGUGCGUAUCAGAGGCAUACCCAUCCGCCCACUCGCCUUGAGAGCACAGUAACUGAUACUCGAGCGUCUUCCAGCAGGCCAAUCGACCCAACAAGCAUACGCAGCAGCCCAGGCACCACAUGGUUCCUCCAGCACCCGACGUAGUGAACGGGAAAGCGACAGGCACGCUUCCGACCGACACCACCGCUCCAGCCGCCGGUAA
Messenger RNA from Fusarium keratoplasticum, 2308 nucleotides. RefSeq lists its product as uncharacterized. Bases 1 to 2250 code for a protein of 749 amino acids. The transcript is spliced from 7 exons. The record is from RefSeq and is a predicted model, not a curated record. NCBI's taxonomy places the organism in Eukaryota, Fungi, Ascomycota, Sordariomycetes, Hypocreales, Nectriaceae.